This is a messenger RNA of Leptopilina heterotoma, 1779 nucleotides long. RefSeq lists its product as uncharacterized. The coding region runs from base 136 to 1554 and encodes 472 amino acids. The transcript has 7 exons. The record is from RefSeq and is a predicted model, not a curated record. Lineage: Eukaryota; Metazoa; Arthropoda; Insecta; Hymenoptera; Figitidae.
GGCAGUCAACAUUCAAUCAGUUUGGAAAAUUUUUAGGCCCUAGUAGAUCGUUUUUAAAAUUUCAAGUUUCAAUUAAAUAAAAUUUUUAAAUUAUUAAAUUAAAUAAUAAAUAAAAAUUAGAAAAUUAUUAAAAUCAUGUUUUCGCGAGCAACAAAAUCAGUCGUCCGGUCUCUGGGACAAUGCAGAUUCAGCGUUGAUGGAAAUUUGAAGGCAAUUGGAGCAGCUGGUGAGGUGGGUUCAACCUUGCCCCCAUGUUUGAAAAAUGGUUUAAAAUUUGAACCGACGGCUGUCAAAAAUUUGGGGCCACUUGAACAAAUGACAACGGCAGAACACAAUUUUGGAAAGACAAUGCCUGAAUUAACUCAAGCUCGACUUCAGUUCAGUUCAGAAAGCACAAGUUCGGAGUUAAAUAAAAAUUCACUCCAGGGAAGCAAACUUUCCAAUUUUGAAGCGAAAAAUGAAAAUUCGGAGGACCUUGUCGACAUUCUGAAGAAGUUGCCAAUUGCUGAGGAGGCAGAAACUGCGAAUAAUUUACAAAUGAUCCCUUACUCAUUACAGUCGGAAGACGGACUCGCAAACAUGUUCACUCCCCAUCAAAUUAACAUCAUUGGUGAUAAAGCGACAACACCAAUCUUCAAAAAGUGUUUUCUCUCCGUCGCCAAUCAUCUCACGAGGAAACUUCGAACAAUGAAAAUAUCAAAGGAAUUACAACGAUGGAUCUUUGAAAGGAAGAUGAGAGUUUAUAGGCCACCCCGUGAAGCACCUCCUCAGCCUCCGUUGCCACAAGUCUUUCAGUUUGACACAAGAGCUAAUCGAUUGAAAUCAAUGAUGGCGAUGAUGACAAAUUUCAGGAAUUCAUCGAAUUCAAUUUGCCUUCAUGUUGGCAAUGAUAAAAAGUGCAUGAAAAUUCUCUUUCCAAUGCUGACUACAAAUUCUUUGGUCUGGCGAAGGGAUUCCCUCACAAAUCGAAUCUUCCAAUCAUUUUCAAGACCCAUUUCAACGGCCGUCAUUUUACAAACCUCCGACUCGAAAUGCAAAACAAUCACGGAACUUUGCACCAAAAAGGAAACAUGCAAGACAAAGAAAUUAUGUCCAAAACAGAAAGCAACAUGUCCGGAGGAGGAGAAGAAACCAGAAAAUAAAUGCAAAAGCGGUUGUCUACCAAAAUUGAAUAACUCAGGGGAUAAGCGAAAAUGUGAGACGCCCGAGAAACAAGAAUAUCCACCGACAAAAUGCAAUCCAAAAAAAAUCGGCGGUCUCAGUCCAUGUCCAUGUAAAUUCACACCGAAGGAAAUGUGUCAGGAGAUUCCUGCCAAAAAAAUAUGUCCCCCACCACCGUCACUGCCGAAAUCGCCCUCUAAACCAAUAGUUUUGUGCCCGUGUCCUCCACCUCCAAAAUUGCCACCCACUUCCUGUCCAUGCGUACCGGAAGUUGUCAACGAGAUUUGUGAAAAUGAAAAACCGCCUAAACCGUGUCCGCCGAAACCAAAGAAACCCUGCGCCAAUCAAUCGUACAAUUGUUCCGAACGAAACGAGGGCAAAAAGCGAAAAUAAUUAUAUUUCAAUUGUCAACUUCAAAAUUUUCUCAUCCAAAUUCUUUUCUAAUCACAUAAUUCACAAAAUUACUAUAUUUUGAAUUCAAAAAUAAUUGUAAUCGGUUUUUCAAAGAGGCAAAAAUUCAACGACUACUUUUUGUGAUAAUUUAUUUCAACAUUGUUAUUAAUAUAUAAUAGUCCAAAUAAAAUGUUAACAAAAAAUAAAAGAAUAAUUUAACAAUUA